Messenger RNA from Saccharomyces eubayanus, 942 nucleotides. RefSeq names its product Atg3p (gene ATG3). Gene Ontology annotation, biological process: autophagy of mitochondrion; nucleophagy; autophagosome assembly. Gene Ontology annotation, cellular component: cytosol; cytoplasmic ubiquitin ligase complex. The transcript has a single exon. Gene Ontology annotation, molecular function: Atg8-family ligase activity. Bases 1 to 942 code for a protein of 313 amino acids. Lineage: Eukaryota; Fungi; Ascomycota; Saccharomycetes; Saccharomycetales; Saccharomycetaceae. The record is from RefSeq and is a predicted model, not a curated record.
AUGAUUAGGUCUACACUAAGUAGCUGGAGGGAAUAUCUAACUCCCAUAACACAUAAGUCCACCUUCUUAACCACGGGUCAAAUAACUCCUGAAGAGUUUGUACAGGCCGGUGACUACCUAUGUCAUAUGUUCCCCACUUGGAAAUGGAAUGAGGAGUCUUUGGACGUUAGUUACAGAGAAUUUUUGCCGAAGAAUAAGCAAUUUUUGGUUAUUAGGAAAGUCCCCUCUGAUAAACGUGCCGAGCAGUGUGUCGAAGUUGAAGGAACUGAUGUAGACGUGAAAGACUUUGAAGGCGAUGAAGAUGAAGAUGGUGCUUUGGAAUAUAUAGGUGCUAGAACCGAACACGUAAAAAGUACGCCGGAGGGGAGAACUGAGGAUGCACACAUUGACGAUAUCGAUGAGCUGAUACAGGACAUGGAAAUCAAAGAUGACGAUGAAAAUGAAGAAGCAGAGGGGCAUAAUGCUGCGAACCCCUUAGCUACAGAUAUUGCUCAGGAAAGGUACUACGACCUUUAUAUUGCGUACUCGACCUCUUAUAGGGUUCCCAAGAUGUACAUAGUAGGGUUUAAUGCCGAUGGUUCACCACUAACACCCGAGCAGAUGUUCGAAGAUAUAUCAGCGGAUUAUAGAACAAAAACAGCCACCAUCGAAAAGCUGCCUUUUUAUAAAAAUUCGGUACUAUCUGUUUCUAUUCAUCCAUGCAAGCAUGCUAACGUGAUGAAAAUUUUGCUUGAUAAAGUUCGUGUGGUUAGACAGCGAAGAAGAAAAGAGCAGCAAGAAGAACAAGAACAUAAAGAGGUGGACGGUGUGGGAGAUUGGGAGGAUUUACAAGACGAUAUCGAUGAUUCGUUACGUGUGGACCAAUAUUUAAUUGUGUUUUUGAAAUUCAUUACUAGUGUUACACCUAGUAUUCAACACGACUAUACCAUGGAAGGUUGGUAA